AUGCAAUUCCGAUCUAUCUUUGCCAUCGUUAUCGCGGCAACCCAUACCGCCCCAGUGUUGGCUGGUAAGAAGGGCGAUUGUUUCAUGGGUCUGUACGAGGCUGGCGGUCGGAACCCAAACCAUAUUAUUGGCCAAGAGACGCCGGAUGAUUCUGGCAUAUUUGAGCUUCGGCGCGAGAACGGCAGCGUAAUUCAAGUCAAGGUUAAGAAGUGCCAAUUGGUGGCUUACUGGGGCUGGGUUCCGUUGGGCCAGGAGCUUCGAGUUUUUCCAAGCGUUGGUUACGACGCUAAGCGAAAGACCGCCCCCCUCCCAAGCCUGUCGCCAAACCGGCAUAGUGGUCAAGGACUCAAGGUGCGGGGCGCUAAUACCUGGAUAGCAUUCUGA
Messenger RNA from Pyricularia oryzae 70-15, 384 nucleotides. RefSeq lists its product as uncharacterized. The coding region runs from base 1 to 384 and encodes 127 amino acids. The record is from RefSeq and is a predicted model, not a curated record. The transcript has a single exon. Lineage: Eukaryota; Fungi; Ascomycota; Sordariomycetes; Magnaporthales; Pyriculariaceae.